Molecule: messenger RNA, 2072 nt
Organism: Ochotona curzoniae (black-lipped pika)
Lineage: Eukaryota; Metazoa; Chordata; Mammalia; Lagomorpha; Ochotonidae
Product: class I histocompatibility antigen, Gogo-C*0203 alpha chain-like
Exons: 7
Coding region: 1-1029 (342 amino acids)
Biological process (GO): immune response; antigen processing and presentation of endogenous peptide antigen via MHC class Ib; positive regulation of T cell mediated cytotoxicity
Cellular component (GO): external side of plasma membrane
Molecular function (GO): peptide antigen binding; signaling receptor binding
Source: RefSeq, a predicted model, not a curated record
AUGGGGUCCAUGACGCCCCAAACCCUCCUCCUGCUGCUUGCGGGGGCCCUGGCCCUGACCCAUACCGAGCAGCGUUCCCACUCCCUGAUAUAUUUCAUCACCGGAGUGUCCCGGCCCGGCCUCGGGGAGCCCCAUGUCACGGCCGUGGGCUACGUGGACGACACGCAGUUGGGGCGCUUCGACAGCGACGCCGAGAACCCGAAGGCAGAACUGCAGGCGUCAUGGAUGCAGAAGGUGGAACAGGAGUACGUGGACAGGCACACAUGGCACGGAAAAGAGCAAACACACUUGAACCAUGUGUACCUGAACAACCUGCGCAGCUACUACAACCAAAGCGAGGACGGUUCUCACACACUCCAGAAGAUGUACGGCUGCGAAGUCGGGGCAGAUGGGCGCCUUCUCCUCGGGUACUGGCAGUGGGCCUAUGAUGGUGCUGACUACAUCGCCCUGAAUGAGGACCUGUGCACCUGGACUGCAGCUGACACAGCAGCUCAGAUUACCCAGCGCAAGUGGGAAGUGACAGGUGAAGCUGAAAGAUACAGAUCUUAUCUGGAGGAGGAGUGCAUGAAGUCGCUGCACAGAUUCCUGGAGUUAGGGCAGGAGAUCCUUCAGCGUUCAGACCCACCCACAGCACAUGUGACUCACCACCCAGUCUCUGACCAGAAGGUCACCCUGAGGUGCUGGGCCCUCGGCUUCUACCCCAAGGACAUCACACUCACCUGGCAGCGAGAUGGGGAGGACCUGACCCAGGACAUGGAGCUGGUGGAGACGAGGCCUGCAGGGGAUGGAAGCUUUCAGAAGUGGGCAACUGUGCUGGUGCCUUCUGGAGAGGAGCAGAGAUACACGUGCCACAUGGAGCAUGAGGGGCUGCCUGAGCCCCUUACUGUGAGAUGGGAACCUCCUCGGCCCACUGUGCCCAUGUGGGGAGUCAUCGCUGGCCUGGUCCUCGUGGCAGCUGUGCUCAUUGGAGCUGUGGUCACUGCUGUGAUGAUGAUGAUUAGGAGGAAGAGCUCAGGUAGGGCAGGGUGAGGGCUGGGUCUGAGUCUCCUGUCCCCUGGGGAGAAGGUCUGCCACCCCAUUCCUGGGAAGCACCAUGCACACACACCUGCACUCCCAGCUGGGCCCCUGGUGCUCACAUUGGUUCUGGUGUGAAGCACAAGUGAAGGUGGAGAACAAACACUCCACAGGGAUGACUCUGCUCACAGGAACCUGAGUUCCAGCAGCCCCAGGUCAGGGGAAGAUCCCAGCUGAGGACACACCUCCAGGAGAGGCACCUCCUGACCCUUUCCUAGGUCUGUAGCCACAGUUCUGGAAUCUUCUCUGAGAUGAGCCAGUCCUCAGGCCCUGCCUUCUCCCUGCCUCUCACUAGAUGUUUUCUCUCACAGGUGGGGAAGCAGCAAGCUACACUAGGGCUGCAGUUUCCAGUGUUCACAUCCGGACACAGCUACAGUGAACAUCAAUCAAGGCACCUGCUUUCUUAAGAGCGCCCACGUUCAACCACACUGUAACUCACACUGGAACCCUUGGACCUGUGAACUGAAAACACUUCGAGAUGGGGGAGGGAUCAGACAAUUAUAUUUAUUUAUUCGAAAAUGUUUUAAUAUUUGUGAAAAGGAGGGUGCUCCCCCAUCCCCUGGCUCACUCCCCAAAGGCACACACAGCUGGGGACAGGACAAGUCAAAGCCUAGAGCCCAGAACUGAGUCCAGGUGCAUAAUCUACUACCUCAAAAGGCAUGCACUGGGCAGACGCUGGGCCAGAAGUGGAACCAGAACACUGAGAUGGGAUCAGGUGUCCCAAGCUGCAUUUCCACUCCUGUACACAGUGCCCAUGCCUACAUCCAUGGUUUUCCAUCACGGAGGAAAUAAAGGACACAGGUGGUCAUUGAUGACACAGGACACUGGAGACACAAGGUGUCCACUCAGCCAGGGGUUAUCCCAGGGAGAAGGUCCAAGAAGAGGCCACAGCUGAACACACGGAACCUCCUGGCAUCCUGCUGCGUCACAUGGUGCCCCACACAGAUUCUCACGCCUUGAAGCCCACAGUGAAAUCCAGGAGUUAUAAAUUCACCCUG